GCAUACCAUAACGACGAAGUGGACAUCUUUUACCGUGACAGCCGCAAGGGUGACACCUUUCCCGAGAUCAACUGGUCGGACCCACAAAAGCCGCAAACGCACCGACAACCGGACAAGCACCCGAGCCGCUUGUGUCCUCACUCAAGCUCUUCCGCGGCGAGUCUCGCCAUCCACGAGAGGACUCACAUUGGCGAGAGGCCCUUCAGUUGCGGUGUCUGCGAGAAAACGUUCGCGAAAAGGUCUGGCUUGAUGGCUCACGAUAGAACUCACACCGGAGAGAAGCCGUUCAAAUGCAACACGUGCAGCAAGGCGUUUACUCUGAAACGCACCUUGGCGAAUCACGAAAGAAUUCACACCGGAGAGAAGCCGUUCAAGUGCAACACGUGCAGCAAGGCGUUUACUCGGAAAACCAACUUGGCGAAUCAUGAGAGGACUCACACCGGAGAGAAGCCGUAUAGAUGUGAGACCUGCACUAGAGCGUUUGCGGCCCAUAGCAAUUUAAACAGUCAUCGGAAGAUACAUCACAGGUGAUCGAAACCACCACGUGCGUCAUAGCUGUGGAGGGGGUUUAAACGAAAUACUCGAGCUCCUGCGUGUGUUCAUAUCGUUUGGCGGUAGACCUGCAGGGGUCUUCUUGCGAGCAGUGUGGGUUUUACAUACUUCAAAAUUUGUCAGCCUGUUAUUUGUCGUGUAAUCAGAAAUAAAAAUGUGAAUUUACCUUGGAA
Ixodes scapularis (black-legged tick) is the source of this 725-nucleotide messenger RNA. RefSeq names its product putative zinc finger protein 702. The transcript has a single exon. The record is from RefSeq and is a predicted model, not a curated record. The annotation marks the transcript as partial. Gene Ontology annotation, molecular function: DNA-binding transcription factor activity, RNA polymerase II-specific; RNA polymerase II cis-regulatory region sequence-specific DNA binding. Gene Ontology annotation, cellular component: nucleus. Lineage: Eukaryota; Metazoa; Arthropoda; Arachnida; Ixodida; Ixodidae. Gene Ontology annotation, biological process: regulation of transcription by RNA polymerase II; central nervous system development.